Molecule: messenger RNA, 2038 nt
Organism: Piliocolobus tephrosceles (Ugandan red Colobus)
Lineage: Eukaryota; Metazoa; Chordata; Mammalia; Primates; Cercopithecidae
Gene: TRAF4
Product: TNF receptor associated factor 4
Exons: 7
Coding region: 125-1537 (470 amino acids)
Biological process (GO): positive regulation of JNK cascade; signal transduction; activation of NF-kappaB-inducing kinase activity
Cellular component (GO): plasma membrane signaling receptor complex
Molecular function (GO): tumor necrosis factor receptor binding; ubiquitin protein ligase binding; zinc ion binding
Source: RefSeq, a predicted model, not a curated record
CCGAGCCCUGGCGGCGACCGCCAGUCGGCGCCGCCCGGAGCCGGGAGCGCGGCUCCAGCGAGGCGCGGGCUGUGGGGCCGCCGCGUGUCUGGCCCCGCUCGCCCGUGCCGGCCGCUCGCCCGCCAUGCCUGGUUUCGACUACAAGUUCCUGGAGAAGCCCAAGCGACGGCUGCUGUGCCCACUGUGCGGCAAGCCCAUGCGCGAGCCUGUGCAGGUUUCCACCUGCGGCCACCGUUUCUGCGACACCUGCCUGCAGGAGUUCCUCAGUGAAGGCGUCUUCAAGUGCCCUGAGGACCAGCUUCCUCUGGACUAUGCCAAGAUCUACCCAGACCCGGAGCUGGAAGUACAAGUAUUGGGCCUGCCUAUCCGCUGCAUCCACAGUGAGGAGGGCUGCCGCUGGAGUGGGCCACUACGCCAUCUACAGGGCCACCUGAAUACCUGCAGCUUCAACGUCGUUCCCUGCCCUAAUCGCUGCCCCAUGAAACUGAGCCGCCGUGAUCUACCUGCACACUUGCAGCACGACUGCCCCAAGCGGCGCCUCAAGUGCGAGUUUUGUGGCUGUGACUUCAGUGGGGAGGCCUAUGAGAGCCAUGAGGGUAUGUGCCCCCAGGAGAGUGUCUACUGUGAGAAUAAAUGUGGUGCCCGCAUGAUGCGGCGGCUGCUGGCCCAGCAUGCCACCUCUGAGUGCCCCAAGCGCACUCAGCCCUGCACCUACUGCACCAAGGAGUUCGUCUUUGACACCAUCCAGAGCCACCAGUACCAGUGCCCAAGGCUGCCUGUUCCCUGCCCCAACCAGUGUGGUGUGGGCACUGUGGCCCGGGAGGACCUGCCAGGCCAUCUGAAGGACAGCUGUAGCACUGCCCUGGUGCUCUGCCCAUUCAAAGACUCCGGCUGCAAGCACAGGUGCCCUAAGCUGGCAAUGGCACGGCAUGUGGAGGAGAGUGUGAAGCCACAUCUGGCCAUGAUGUGUGCCCUGGUAAGCCGGCAACGGCAGGAGCUGCAGGAGCUUCGGCGAGAGCUGGAGGAGCUAUCAGUGGGCAGUGAUGGUGUGCUCAUCUGGAAGAUUGGCAGCUAUGGACGGCGGCUACAGGAGGCCAAGGCCAAGCCCAACCUUGAGUGCUUCAGCCCUGCCUUCUACACACAUAAGUAUGGUUACAAGCUGCAGGUGUCUGCAUUCCUCAAUGGCAAUGGCAGUGGCGAGGGCACACACCUCUCGCUGUACAUUCGUGUGCUGCCUGGUGCCUUUGACAAUCUCCUUGAGUGGCCCUUUGCCCGCCGUGUCACCUUCUCCCUGCUGGAUCAGAGCGACCCUGGGCUGGCUAAACCACAGCACGUCACUGAGACCUUCCACCCCGACCCAAACUGGAAGAAUUUCCAGAAGCCGGGCACGUGGCGGGGCUCCCUGGAUGAGAGUUCUCUGGGCUUUGGUUAUCCCAAGUUCAUCUCUCACCAGGACAUUCGAAAGCGAAACUAUGUGCGGGAUGAUGCAGUCUUCAUCCGUGCUGCUGUUGAACUGCCCCGGAAGAUCCUCAGCUGAGUGCAGGCAGGGUUUGAGGGGAAAGGACCAUGGGGCAUGACCUCAGUCAGGCACUGGCUGAACUUGGAGAGGGGGCCGGACCCCCGUCAGCUGCUUCUGCUGCCUAAGUUCUGUUACCCCAUCCUCCCUCCCCCAACCACCCUCAGGUGCCUCCAAUUGGUGCUUCAGCCCUGGCCCCUGGGGGGAACAGGUCUUGGGGUCAUCAAGGGCUGGAAACAAGUGACCCUAGGGCCUGUCUCCCUUCUUGGGUAGGGCAGACUUGCCUUGGUGCCGGUAACACAAUACCCGGACUGAGGUGCCUGCUCAGGUGCUAUGUCCCAAGAGCCAUAGGGGGGUGGGAGUUGGGGAUGGAGAAGGGGUAGUACAAAGAGUCUGUCUUGAGAUCUGAUUUUUUUUCCCCUUUCCCUAGCUGUGCCCCCUCUGGUUAUUUAUUUCCUUAGUGCCAGGAGGGCACAGCGGGGGAGCCCUGCUUUUUAAUAAACCUGGAAUUGUAUUUAUUAA